CAUCCCCAAGUCUAUAAAUUUUAAUGCAAUGAUGCAAGUGAAUUUGCAUUAUCAUCACAAGGCUAGCUUGACAUUUCUUUUGUUUCUUCGAUUUAUCUUCGAGCCUUAUUCAAUAAAUUUUCAUUAACAAUGUCUCUCUUUUACAUUGGAAUUCUCGCUAAUUUGUCAUAGGCUACUUCAGAUUCGAGAGCGAGGAAAGGUGUGUAUAAAAGGGAGCUGGUGGGUCUGUAUUCGGCUUGCAAUCCAAGGGAGGUUGGUAGAAAGAGCUUUGCAGAAGUUGGUGGGAAAUGAGCUAGCCUUACACAGAACUUGCGUUACCGAUUGCAAAGGUUAUAGGAACUUAGCUUGUGAGGACUUGAAUAUUUUUGCAGUCACCCCGAUAAGCUUAACUGGAUCAGAAAAGGUUCAAACUUGGGGUGAUAUUCAUUUACAACUUAAGGUUUUGAUAUCAUGUCUGAGGAAGGUGCUUUGCAGCCAGUUGGUCUGAGAAAGCCAAAGAUACCACUCUCUGUUUUUUUUAGAGAUGCAAGACGUGUUUUCAAAAAAGAUGAACUUGGUUCGGAGAUCAUAAGGAUUGCAUUGCCUGCAGCAAUGGCUUUAGCUGCUGAUCCCGUUGCCUCCCUGAUUGACACAGCCUUCAUUGGCCGUCUAGGUCCAGUGGAAAUAGCUGCUGUAGGUGUUGCUAUUGCCAUAUUCAAUCAAGCCUCAAAAGUCACCAUAUUUCCAUUGGUUAGUAUAACGACUUCUUUUGUAGCUGAGGAAGAAACUCUUCAAAGAAAUUGCAUAGUUGAAGCAGAAAAGGCUAGGGACUUGAAUAAAGAUGCGGAAAGUGGUAAAGCAAAAGAGUUGCCUGGUGAUGAAAUGCUCGAGAACUUGGAAAAAGGUUCAGCCACAAACAAUGAAAAGAACAUUGAAAAGAAAGAUUCAGUGCCGGGGGAUGAUUGUAAGGCAACCACAAGCAAGACUACUACUCUUACUGAUACCAAUAGUGUUGAGCCCAAACGAAAUAAAGAGAGGUUGCAUAUCCCCUCAGCGUCGACAGCAUUAAUUGUUGGUGGAAUUCUUGGUCUAGUGCAAGCUAUAUUCCUCAUAGUUGGGGCAAAACCUGUCCUGCAUAUUAUGGGUGUGAAAUCUGAUUCGGCGAUGUUAACCCCUGCAAGGAAGUACUUGACGUUGAGAGCACUAGGUUCUCCAGCAGUUCUUUUGUCACUGGCGAUGCAAGGUGUCUUUCGAGGCUUUAAAGACACAAGAACCCCUUUAUAUGCCACUGUUAUAGGAGAUUUAACAAAUAUCGUCUUAGACCCGAUAUUUAUCUUCGUCUUCAACUGGGGUGUCAGUGGUGCAGCCAUUGCCCACGUCCUUUCUCAGUACUUGAUUUCACUAAUUCUCCUGUGGAGGUUGAUGAAGAAAGUUAAUCUUUUACCCCCAAGUGUUCAAGAUUUGCAAUUUAGUCGGUUCCUCAAAAAUGGCUUUCUGCUGUUAGCUCGAGUUGUAGCAGCAACAAUCUGCGUGACCUUGGCAGCAUCAAGGGCUGCUCGACUGGGUUCAACAACUAUGGCUGCAUUCCAAAUUUGCUUACAAGUUUGGUUGACAUCCUCCCUUCUUGCUGAUGGCUUGGCAGUUGCCGGACAGGCAAUUAUUGCUUGUGCAUUUGCUGAAAAGGACUACCAGAAGGCAACAACUGCUGCGACCCGGGUGUUACAGAUGAGUUUUAUUCUUGGUCUUGGGCUAGCUGUGUUUGUUGGACUUGGUCUGCACUUCGGUGAUGUAAUUUUUUCAAAAGAUCCUGAUGUUCUUCAUAUUAUAGCCAUCGGCAUCCCGUUUGUUGCUGCUACACAACCCAUCAACUCGAUAGCUUUUGUCUUUGAUGGUGUAAACUUUGGAGCAUCUGAUUUUGCUUACUCUUCAUAUUCCAUGGUUCUGGUGGCCAUAGCAAGCAUUCCAGCCAUUUUUGUUCUCUCUAAAACUGGUGGAUUUGUUGGGAUUUGGAUUGCUUUAACCAUCUUUAUGGGGCUACGCACAUUUGCUGGUGUAUGGAGGAUGGGAACUGGAACUGGACCAUGGCGCUUUCUCAGAGGGCGAUUGUUGACCUAGGACAUGAAAACCUCGGGAACAUCUGUGUAGUGGCGGCAUAUUUUUGCCCUUGGACACCUUUUUCUUAUGAGAGGACUCUGUUUGUUUGGUAUAGUGGUUAUUAUUGUGGUUGUAAUUUUAAAAAGAUAGUUUAA
Messenger RNA from Populus euphratica (Euphrates poplar), 2228 nucleotides. RefSeq names its product MATE efflux family protein FRD3-like. The transcript is spliced from 14 exons. The record is from RefSeq and is a predicted model, not a curated record. Gene Ontology annotation, biological process: transmembrane transport. Lineage: Eukaryota; Viridiplantae; Streptophyta; Magnoliopsida; Malpighiales; Salicaceae. Gene Ontology annotation, cellular component: membrane. Bases 451 to 2094 code for a protein of 547 amino acids. Gene Ontology annotation, molecular function: xenobiotic transmembrane transporter activity; antiporter activity; citrate transmembrane transporter activity.